ACAAAUAAAUUAAAAAUAGAUCUGGGAAAAUGCAUUCUGCUCUUUGGAGGAUGUGAUUCUACUUACAGUGAAAUUAAAACAUACUUAUCAAUAAAAGUGGAAUAUUUUUUAUUGACUUUCUGAUGCAGCUCAAAGACUGAUGAAGGUCUAAAAACACGAACAUCUGAAUGUGUGAUUCCUGGGGUCAAAGGUCAAGGGGUGCAGCUUCAGUUGAACAUUGAAAAUAAUCAAACUAAACAUCCUGUUGAUGGUUCAUGAGCUGAAAAUAGUUUUAUUGAACCUAAUAAAACCAUAAGCCGUUAAAACAUUAAUCAUUCUUUAUUAAUAAUAUAUUAAUAUAUAAUAUUAAUAUUAUAUAAUAUUAAUCAAUAAUAAUGAAUAAUACAGAUUUUUACUAAUGAAUUUCAGCAGCCAAAAAUCGCAGGAGUCAUGCGGGAGUCCAAAGAGCCGGUUCUGUUAGUGAGCCGAGUCAGGAGAUCCGGUUCUCCUGAAGGAGUUCCUGUGAACAUCCGGUCAUGUCUGAGGUUCUGUUGGACCUGCUAGUUCUGGACUGAGGUUCGAGUUCGGUCAGAUUUUUACUAUUAAACCUGUCAGAGGGCCAAGCCCCGCCCCUCCGACAAUUUCCAUAAUUAAUGAACAAUUAUUCCCGCGUGACGUCACCAGAGUCCUCAGUAGCAGAAAUCCUGAGGCUCCGCAGACCGAGCGGGUCCUCACAGGAAACAGACAGGUGGAGACAGACAGACAGACAGGUGGAGACAGACAGACAGACAGGUGUCCAGUCCUCCUCCGCAGCAGCCGGACUCUUCCUCUCUCCCCAGGCUGUUGCGGCUCCGCGGGGCGCAGCGCCGCUGUUUGCGGCUCUCUCUGCGGGUCUUUGCGUCUCUCUGCGGACCGAACGGAGCGGCUCAGUUCGCAGGUGUCUGUCAGGAUGAACGGUCCAUGCUGAACGUCGCCUCAGCAUGACAUCAUCAGGCCCCGCCCCCUUCUCCCUCUGUCCUGACGUUGUUGCCGCUGGCCGCCUUGGCGCCCUGUGGCCCCGCCUCCUGCUGCCUCUCUGGAUCUGGACCGGCGAUCUGGCGGGCCAGGCACGGGCCUCGCACCAGCACUUGCACCCCCACUCCAUCAAGCUGCCUGGUGACAUCACACUGGGGGGGCUGUUCCCCAUCCACGCCCGCGGCCCCCACGGCGUGAACUGCGGCGAGCUGAAGAAGGAGAAAGGUAUUCACCGCAUGGAGGCCAUGUUGUACGCCCUGGACCAGAUCAACGGUGAUCCUGAGCUGCUGCCCAACAUCACGCUGGGCGCCCGCAUCCUGGACACCUGCUCCAGGGACACCUACGCCCUGGAGCAGUCCCUCACCUUCGUCCAGGCGCUGAUCCAGAAGGACACGUCUGACAUCCGCUGCUCCAACGGCGAGCCGCCCCUCAUCCGCAAACCGGAGAGGGUGGUAGGCGUGAUCGGAGCGUCGGCCAGCUCCGUGUCCAUCAUGGUGGCCAACAUCCUGCGGCUGUUCGAGAUUCCUCAGGUGAGCUACGCGUCCACGGCUCCAGAGCUCAGCGACAACAACCGCUACGACUUCUUCUCCCGGGUCGUUCCGCCGGACUCGUACCAGGCCCAGGCCAUGCUGGACAUCGUCAAGGCUCUGGGCUGGAACUACGUCUCCACGCUGGCGUCCGAAGGCAACUACGGCGAGAGCGGCGUGGAGGCCUUCAUGCAGAUCUCCAGAGAGGCCGGUAGGGACGCUCCUAUCUCCCCCAUCUCUGACCCGUCUGUCACCUGCCCCCGACCUGCCUAUGUCUCUCCACCAGGUGGUGUGUGCAUUGCCCAGUCGGUGAAGAUCCCCCGAGAGCCAGCUGAGGGCGAGUUCGAUAAGAUCAUCAAACGUUUGAUGGAGACAAGUAACGCCAGAGGAGUCAUCAUCUUCGCCAACGAGGACGACAUCAAGCGUGUUCUUGAAGCAGCGAGGCAGGCUAACCUGACGGGUCACUUCCUGUUUGUUGGGUCAGACAGCUGGGGGGCCAAGAGCUCACCAAUCGCCGAGCUGGAAGACGUUGCAGAAGGCGCUGUCACCAUCUUGCCCAAGCGGGCCUCGAUUGACGGUUUCGAUCAGUACUUCAUAUCUCGGUCCCUGGAGAACAACCGCAGGAACAUCUGGUUUGCCGAGUUCUGGGAGGACGACUUCAGGUGCAAAUUGACCCGUCCCGGAAUCAAACUGGACUCAGACAAGAAGAAGUGCACAGGAGGCGAGCGAAUUGGUCAGGACUCGUCCUACGAGCAGGAGGGGAAGGUUCAGUUUGUGAUCGAUGCUGUUUAUGCCGUCGCCUACGCUCUGCACAACAUGCACCAAGACCUCUGUCCCAACAGCCACGGGGUCUGCAGCAGCAUGGACCCGGUGGAGGGGCGCCUGCUGCUGGACUACAUCAGAGCCGUCAACUUCAACGGAAGUGCUGGGACCAGCGUUCUGUUCAACGAGAACGGAGACGCUCCAGGACGCUACGAUAUCUUCCAGUUUCAGAUGACCAACCACAGCCAUCCUGGCUACCACGUCAUCGGCCAGUGGACCAACAACCUGAGGCUCAACCUGGAGGAGAUGCAGUGGUCAGGAGGAGACAAAUCCGUUCCAGAGUCCAUCUGUAGCUUCCCCUGCAAACCCGGAGAGCGAAAGAAGAUGGUGAAGGGAGUCCCCUGCUGCUGGCACUGCGAGCUCUGUGACGGGUACCAGUACCAGUUGGACGAGUUCACCUGUGAAAUGUGUCCAACGGACAUGCGGCCCGUCCCCAACCGGACGGCCUGCUGUCCCACGCCCAUCAUCAAGCUGGAGUGGAACUCUCCCUGGGCCCUAGUGCCCGCCUCUCUCGCCAUGCUGGGUAUCCUAGCAACCAGCGCCGUGGUGGUCACCUUCAUUCGCUUUAACGACACCCCUAUCGUCAGGGCGUCAGGAAGAGAGCUGAGCUACGUCCUCCUGACCGGUAUCUUUCUGAUUUACCUGAUCACCUUCCUGAUGAUCGCGGAGCCAGGUGUGGCGGUGUGUGCAUUCCGGCGCCUCCUGCUGGGCCUCGGCAUGGCCAUCACCUACUCCGCCAUGCUAACCAAAACCAACCGCAUUUACAGAAUCUUCGAACAGGGCAAGAAGUCGGUGACUCCUCCUAAAUUCAUAAGCCCCACCUCCCAGCUCGCCAUCACCUUCAUCCUCAUUUCUGUCCAGGUUCUGGGCGUGUUCAUGUGGUUCGCUGUGGUUCCUCCUCACACCAUCAUCGACUACGAGGAGCUCCGCCCACCAAACCCAGACCUGGCCCGAGGCAUCCUCAAGUGUGACAUGUCGGACCUGUCCAUCAUCUGCUGCCUGAGCUACAGCAUCGUUCUUAUGGUAACAUGUACAGUUUACGCCGUGAAGAGCCGAGGCGUUCCGGAGACAUUCAACGAAGCGAAGCCCAUCGGCUUCACCAUGUACACCACCUGCAUCGUCUGGCUGGCCUUCGUCCCCAUCUUCUUUGGUACCGCUCAGUCCACUGAGAAGAUGUUCAUCCAGACUGCCACCCUGACCGUCUCCAUGUCCCUCAGUGCUUCUGUCUCUCUGGGGAUGCUGUACAUGCCCAAAGUUUACGUCAUCGUCUUCCACCCGGAGCAGAAUGUCCAGAAGAGGAAGAGGAGCUUCAAGGCGGUUGUCCAGGCGGCCACACUGUCCCAGAAGACGGACAAACCGAACGGAGACACCAAGAUCGAACCCGACAGAACUCAGUAGCUCCACCUGCUGGAGGCAAGGAACGUUUCAGCGUUUCUAGUGCCGAAGAACAAAACCUUGAUUUGAUGCUUGAACUCAUCCUGACCCCGACGGAAACAUCUGACCCCUGACCAGAGCCACGCAAUGAUGAUGAUGAUGAUGAUGAUGAUGAUGAUGAUGAUGAAUCCUGUUUUCUCUCCUUCUCAGGUACCAGCCAACCAGAGGAGAGCCUGAUGACAUCAUCACCAUCAUUAUCAUGAAGACGCUGAGCUUUUAUUGUGAAAACCAGACUUUAGGUCA
Molecule: messenger RNA, 4019 nt
Organism: Xiphophorus maculatus (southern platyfish)
Lineage: Eukaryota; Metazoa; Chordata; Actinopteri; Cyprinodontiformes; Poeciliidae
Gene: grm6a
Product: metabotropic glutamate receptor 6-like
Exons: 14
Coding region: 960-3740 (926 amino acids)
Biological process (GO): G protein-coupled glutamate receptor signaling pathway; regulation of synaptic transmission, glutamatergic
Cellular component (GO): membrane
Molecular function (GO): adenylate cyclase inhibiting G protein-coupled glutamate receptor activity
Source: RefSeq, a predicted model, not a curated record